Messenger RNA from Alternaria postmessia, 2610 nucleotides. RefSeq lists its product as uncharacterized. The transcript has a single exon. NCBI's taxonomy places the organism in Eukaryota, Fungi, Ascomycota, Dothideomycetes, Pleosporales, Pleosporaceae. Gene Ontology annotation, molecular function: ABC-type transporter activity; ATP binding; ATP hydrolysis activity. Gene Ontology annotation, cellular component: membrane. The coding region runs from base 1 to 2610 and encodes 869 amino acids. Gene Ontology annotation, biological process: transmembrane transport. The record is from RefSeq and is a predicted model, not a curated record.
AUGGCCCUUCUCAACUACAUGCAUGCUCCCACUGUAGGUUUCUACUACAUGGGAGCUUGCGCGUUCAGUCUAUGCAUCUUACAGAAGGCGCGAUUGGUAUCACAAAAGAGACGGCGGAGCAUACUUAUCUCCAUGCUCACGAUCUUGGUCGCGUACAUCACAGAGGUACUUUACUACUUCAGUCGGUCAAUGGGCGAUUGGGACUAUGAGCCACCACAACCUGCAGCAAUUCGCUGCUUGGGGUCAAUAUUGGUCUGGAGUCCAUUGGCGUAUAUGCUUUGGUCGAGCAAGGCGCUACGAUGGCAUGCGUACUUUGGCGCAUUUGUUCUACAAUUUGCUUUGGAAACUACGACGUGUCUGAUAACGGCAUUUUCCAUCCCAGAGCAGAGUCGGCAAAAGAAUGCACCAUUCGUGAUUGACUGCGUUAGGGCUAUUGCGUCUCUCAUUCUACUGUUAGAUGCGUUUGUGAUUUUGGUCACUAAGCAGGCUGAGAUCAGCACGGACGAGGAGCGCCAAUCUUUACUAGGGAAGCAAGCGAACGGAUCAGCCACGGCUAACGGUAAUGCUGGGUACGGUACCAUCCCUACAGAAUCCGCAAGCGACGACGAAGAAGCAACGCCAAAAGACGAAGACAAGGAUAUCAAAGCCCAACAAGCGAAGCGUCUCGAGGAAGAAGGUGGUUGGUUCGGGUACCUCAAAGGCUUUGCUGUUUUCUUGCCCUACUUGUUCCCUAAAGACGACUGGAAGGUCAUGGCUUGCCUGGGUCUGCGACUCGUUCAUAUGCUGCAAGAGCGCGUCCUCAACUUGCUUACGCCUCGGCAGCUUGGCAUUAUUACGGACAAAUUACAGCACUCUUACGAAACUCAGAGUGGCAUCAUGCCCUGGAAAGAUAUCGGCUUGUGGGUGUUGUUCUCAUACAUCAACAGCUAUGCUGGUUUGGGUAUUGUCGACGGCAUUGCGAACUUGGUCAUCUCCAACAGCGCAUAUCGUCGUAUCACAUUGUUAGCAUACGAACACGUGCUGGGCCUCUCUAUGGACUUUCACACCUCGAAAGACUCAGGCGAAGUUCUGAAAGCUGUCGAACAAGCCUCAUCCUUGAAUUCGCUCAUCGAGAUGGUUCUAUUCGACAUUGCACCGAUUCUGCUUGAUCUUGUCGUGGCCAUGUACUACGUCACUCACCUUUUCGAUGCAUACAUGGCUUUCAUUAUUCUCUUCAUGGGCGCAGCAUAUAUUGCUAUCGGGUUCUACUUCACGACUCUGUCACAACCCAAGCGAAGAGACUAUGUCGAGAAGCAGCGUACCGAAAGCUCAACAGUCAACGAGACGGUCCACAACUGGCAGACAGUUGCUUACUUCAACCGUUUGGUGUUCGAACACAAGCGCUAUGCGGAGAAUAUUCUCGCUACCAUCUCUGCGCAAUACUCCUACUACUUCCGGUCGAUGGGUGGCCAUGCAGCACAGGAUCUCUUGACAACUUUCGGAUUCGCAGGUGCUUGCGUCUUUGGUAUGUCACAGAUUGUGACUGGACGGAAGCCAGUUGGUAAUCUGGUCAUACUGAUCAUGUACUGGCAUACGAUGACAUCGCCACUUUAUGUGCUUUCUUACAGCUACCGACACAUCUCUAGUUCACUCAUCGAUGCCGAACGCUUACUUCAGCUACUCAAUACUAAACCUUCAGUUGCUGACCAAGAUGGUGCUAGAGAUAUUGUAGUCUCUGCCGGAGAGGUCGAGUUCAAGGAUGUAGACUUUCACUAUGACGAGCGGAAACCCAUCAUCAAGGGCGUUAACCUGAAAGCCGAGGGCGGACAGACCAUCGCUUUUGUAGGCGAGACAGGAGGAGGCAAAUCAACGAUGCUGAAACUACUCUUCCGAUUUUACGACGUCACUGGAGGCUCCAUCAUGAUCGACGGCCAAGAUCUACGUUCAGUCACGCAAGCCAGUCUUCGCGAUGCCAUAGGCCUCGUCCCACAAGACCCCGUCCUCUUUAACCAGACCAUCCGCCAAAAUAUUCGCUAUGCCAAACUCGACGCUUCAGAUACCGAAAUUGAGGAUGCAUGCCGUGCGGCCGCCAUUCACGACGACAUCGUCGGUUUCCCUGACGGCUAUAACUCCAAAGUGGGCGAACGCGGUGUGCGUCUUUCUGGGGGUCAACUUCAGCGCAUAGCCAUCGCUCGCGUACUACUCAAGAACCCUAAGAUUGUCAUGCUGGAUGAAGCUACAUCAGCAAUCGACUCUUCGAUCGAAGCACUUAUCCAACAAGCUUUCCGUAAAUUGAGCCAGGGCCGGACCACCUUCGUAAUCGCGCAUCGCCUGAGCACGAUUGCAGAUGCGGAUCAGAUUUUGGUGGUGGAGAAGGGUGAGAUUAUCGAGAGAGGAAGGCAUCAGGAAUUGUUGAUGAAUGAGGGCGGGAAAUAUGCAGAGCUUUGGUCCAAGCAGACCGCGGGACAUCUGUCUAAAACGCCGUCCAAGGAGGACGUUACGAAGGAUGGGGACGUAGACGCGAAUGUAGAGGCGGUCGAGAAUAAGACAUCAAAGGGCGAGGAUCAGGCCACAGCCACGGCCGUGGAACGGAAUAGUGAUAGUGAGGAUACGACCACGAAGCGCAAAUGA